Molecule: messenger RNA, 901 nt
Organism: Polychytrium aggregatum
Lineage: Eukaryota; Fungi; Chytridiomycota; Chytridiomycetes; Polychytriales
Exons: 5
Coding region: 372-767 (131 amino acids)
Cellular component (GO): nucleolus
Source: RefSeq, a predicted model, not a curated record
CAUUUGUCGCGCUCUCCGCCCGCUGAUUGGCCGCCAGGCGCAAAUGGCCUUCAUUAUUGCACUUCAUAUGAUUUUUUGUUGCGGCCUUUUUGACCUCCCAGCCAACCAAACGGCCAACCGACUGACCGACCGAACAGCCAACAAGCGCACAAUCGGCAUCGUCACCACAUCCAUCGUCGUCACCACAUCCAUCGUCGGCACCACAUCCAUCGUCGUCAGCAAAUCGGCCCCUGCCACCACAGCCAGCAAGCACCACAGCCAGCAAGCACCACAUCCUACUGUCUCCCACGCCGUCCCAACCGAGCCAGCCAGUGCCUUCCGUCCGAUCCCAACCAGCCAGACCAACCCAUACCAAACGAUCAACCACCACCAUGGCCGACACCACCCAGCCCAGCCUGGCCACCACUGUUGCCGACGAUGCCACUGAAACCUCGUCGCGACUGGCAAUCCCCCGCAAAGUCCCCGUCAAUGGCCGUGUCUGGAAGUCGGUGCAAACCAAGCGAUCGUCGGCAAAGCGCAAUGUCUCUGUCCGCCCAGGCUGGGAAAUCCAGCAGGCCGAGCGGAGGCGCAAGUCCCUGAUGAAGGCUGCCGAGAACGAAAUGAAGGAACAGGUCAAGAAGGAAAAGGAGUCCAAACGGCUGCAGGAAGAAGAGCGCCGAAAGCGCCGCCUCGAGAACGAAAAGAUGUCCGAGGUGGUCCAAAAGGUCUCGGCCAGCAAAGUCAAACGCAUGAAGAAGAAGCAGAUCCGGGCCCUCGAGAAGCGCUAACAGCAUGCCGGCCCCUCGUCCCCGUCUCAUUCACUGCGCCCCACCGAUUGUAACGGAACACUUGAUUUUGAUCGACCUCUGUCAAGCUUACAUCUCCUCUGGAUCCUGAAUAUACACAUGUGCCCUCGCUCCUU